This is a messenger RNA of Selaginella moellendorffii, 1320 nucleotides long. Its product is annotated as probable cinnamyl alcohol dehydrogenase 7/8. The coding region runs from base 77 to 1150 and encodes 357 amino acids. The record is from RefSeq and is a predicted model, not a curated record. Lineage: Eukaryota; Viridiplantae; Streptophyta; Lycopodiopsida; Selaginellales; Selaginellaceae. The transcript has 6 exons. Gene Ontology annotation, biological process: lignin biosynthetic process. Gene Ontology annotation, molecular function: cinnamyl-alcohol dehydrogenase activity; zinc ion binding.
AGCUCUCGAGAGGUGAGCGAUCGAUCGUUUGGAUCGAGCGAGAAGGAUAAUCCCGAGUGAGAGAGAGAGAGAGGAGAUGGGCAGCCUAGAAUCGCCACGAACAGCGCACGGAUGGGCCGCGCACGACGGCUCCGGCAUUCUCUCGCCAUACGAAUUCCCUCUCAGGGAAGUGGAUCCCGAUAGCGUGGAGAUUAAAGUGCUCUACUGUGGAAUCUGCCACACCGAUCUCCACCAGCUCAAGAACGACUAUGGAAUGUCGCGAUACCCAAUGGUUGCCGGGCACGAAGUGGUGGGAACCGUGACGAAAGUCGGUGCCGGCGUGGAGAGAUUCAAGGUGGGCGAUUGCGUCGGCGUCGGAUGCAUCGUUGGUUCUUGCCAGGAUUGCAAUGCUUGCACCGGGGAUAUGGAGCAGUACUGCUCGAAAAAGCGAUGGACCUACAACGAUGUCUUCCCCGAUGGCGAGCCAACUCAGGGUGGAUUUGCCGAUCUCAUGGUUGUCGAUCAAAGAUUCGUGGUGACCAUUCCAGAGGGACUGUCACUCGACGCCGCAGCUCCGCUUCUCUGUGCCGGGAUCACGGUCUACAGCCCGAUGAAGCACUUUGGAAUGACCGAGCCUGGAAAGAAGUGUGGUAUCCUCGGUCUCGGCGGUGUCGGGCAUAUGGGAGUCAAGUUCGCCAAAGCAUUCGGUCUCCACGUUACGGUAAUUAGCACUUCUCGCAGCAAAGAGAAGGAGGCCCGAGAAGUUCUGGGAGCGGACGACUUCUUGGUCAGCACUGAUCCGGAGCAAAUGGCAGCUGCUGCUCAAUCCCUGGAUUAUAUCCUCGACACCAUUCCAGCUCCUCAUCCGCUGGAUAUGUACUUGCCUCUCUUGGGAAUGAAUGGCAAGUUCAUUCUCCUUGGAGUUGUUCCGGCACCUCUACAGUUCGUGGCUCCUAAUAUCCUCCUGGGACGACGUAUGAUCGCCGGGAGCUUUGUCGGCAGCAUGAAGGAGACGCAAGAGAUGCUGGAGUUUAGCGCCGAGAAGAAGAUCGAGUGUAUGAUCGAGACGGUAACUUUCGACUACAUCAACGAGGCGAUGAAGCGGCUGGAAAAGAACGACGUCAGAUACCGAUUCGUGAUAGACGUAGAAAAGUCGAACAAGAGCGCGUGAAAACAGUCACACAAAGAAUGAAGACAGAGAUACACACACAGAUCAUACACACACUUACCAUGCACAAGGAAACAAGAGGGUGGUGUUUCAAUUCAACGACGACCGAGUUAUAGUAUCUUACUGUACAUCGAUCGAUCUGUUUGGAAUAAAUCCAAGAAACUAGUCUGGAA